AGUUGAGAAUUUGACGUUGAAGUGAAUGGUAAAAAAAAGAAUCGCUUCCAGUGCGACAAAAUCCAAAGAUCGCGGGAAGCAAGAAUAUAAAUAAAGAUCUCUCGUUAGCAUUUUCGUGGGUGGAACACAAAAAAAAUCAAAUAAAAAAGUUAAAUUAAAGUGAAUGAAAGGUGUCGAAUAGGGAGAAACCCAAAAAGAGAGAACGAGACCGAAUGAAACACGUGCAACUUGAAUAACUGUCAAACAGAUUGCCGUAUAUGACUCAAAAAUAAACCAAGUGAUAAGCCGACGAUAAAUCUAUACAUAUUUACCAUCAAAAUGACCACAACCAAAGAUCCAAAAGGAAAAGGAGGAACUGAAACGCAGGAGAAAAGUAAUGGCGGCAUGGCUGGUGGCAUAAUGAAACGUCUAAGACGGUCUGCCUCUGCCACCGAGCAUAAUUUGAGCAGCUUAAGAAAUCGCAAAUCCACUCAGAACUUAUUCGACCAACAUGGCAAUCCAAUUGAUUUACGUCAAUAUCGUAAAGUUUUGGAUAAAGAUGAGAAUGGUAAUGGCACAUCGAAUGGUAAUUCCGAGAAGAAAAUGCGCUACAGACGGACACAAAGUGUAACCAGAGCUGAAGAGAUCUCCACAAAGGAGGAGAAACAGCGCAAGGCUCAACCAGGUAGACCUAUUCAUCGACCCCGCGAUUCAUUGUUCUCAUGGAGUUCCGGCUUUACGAACUUCUCGGGCCUCGUGAAUUGGGGUUUUUUGCUACUCUGCAUUGGAGGUCUGCGUUUGGGACUGGAAAACUUACUAAAAUAUGGCAUACGGAUAAAUCCCCUGGAUUGGUUUUUCUUUUUAAGCGGUCGCAAUGAGGGCGAGGGACACAAUGCCCUCAUACUGAUUACAUACUCUUUGGUUCACAUUUCAUUGUGUUUGGCUGUGGAAAAGGGUCUCGCUAUGGAAAUCAUUUCCGAGGCUCUUGGCAUGUUUAUACAAAUCGUUAACAUAAUUGUCGUAGUAUGUUUGCCUGUAGUAAUUAUUCAUCUCAAAGGACAUGCCUUCAGUUUAAUGGGAGCCAUGACAGUUUGUUUCUAUUUUUCGGUACUAUUCUUAAAACUUUGGUCUUAUGUCCAAACAAAUAUGUGGUGCCGUCAAACUUACUAUCAGAAAAAUCCACGUGAACGUCGUCCCAGCAUUACCUUAGCUGAAUUAAAGAAUGGACAUUUGGGUGAUGGUGAAGACGAUGAGGCCAUUCCCAAAUUGGUGCAAUAUCCUGAUAAUUUAAGUUAUCGCGAUCUAUUGUACUUUUUGUGUGCUCCUACAUUAUGCUAUGAAUUGAAUUUCCCAAAAACAACAAGAGUUCGCAAGCGUUUCCUGCUCAAACGUUUGAUGGAAGUGAUCAUUGGCGUAAAUAUGGUAAUGGCAUUGUUCCAACAAUGGAUUAUUCCAUCGGUGAGGAAUUCCUUGAUACCCUUCUCCAAUAUGGAUGUGGCUUUGGCCACUGAAAGACUCUUAAAGCUUGCGCUACCCAAUCAUUUGUGCUGGCUGUGCUUUUUCUAUUUAAUGUUCCAUUCGUUUUUGAAUGCCGCUGGCGAGAUGCUUAAUUUUGCUGAUCGCAACUUUUAUUGUGAUUGGUGGAAUGCCAAUAAUAUUGAUACAUUUUGGCGUACCUGGAAUAUGCCAGUCCACCGUUGGUGUGUGAGACAUCUAUAUAUUCCAGUAGUUCAAAUGGGUUAUUCGUCUAGACAGGCAUCCACCAUUGUUUUCCUUUUCAGUGCCUUUUUCCAUGAAUAUUUGGUAUCUGUGCCAUUGCAAACGUACAAAAUCUGGGCCUUUUUGGGCAUGAUGGGUCAAAUUCCAUUAUCGGCCAUUUCCAAAUAUGUUGAACGUAAUUUGGGUCCUCGCAUGGGCAAUAUUAUUGUCUGGGCUUCGAUUAUUUUGGGUCAACCAUUGUGUAUAAUGAUGUAUUACCAUGACUAUGUGGUUACACAUUUCCAAAAUUCCCUCAAUUCUACUACUGACUAUCAGAGUUAAACUAUUUCCAUCACUUUCAACCAAUUUUUUAUAACUUCCCUUCACUCUAUUAGAAUUUAGUUGCCCUAAAAUGCAAGCAAAACUUGUGAUUGCCAAUAUCAAAAACAAACACCAACAACAAAAAUUGUUAUAACAUGCAUUUGUUAAUGAAUUUAAGAAGAAAUUGUAAAUAUAUAUUUGUACAA
Messenger RNA from Drosophila willistoni, 2204 nucleotides. RefSeq names its product diacylglycerol O-acyltransferase 1 (gene mdy). The record is from RefSeq and is a predicted model, not a curated record. The transcript has 11 exons. Gene Ontology annotation, biological process: triglyceride biosynthetic process. NCBI's taxonomy places the organism in Eukaryota, Metazoa, Arthropoda, Insecta, Diptera, Drosophilidae. The coding region runs from base 319 to 2019 and encodes 566 amino acids. Gene Ontology annotation, molecular function: diacylglycerol O-acyltransferase activity. Gene Ontology annotation, cellular component: endoplasmic reticulum membrane.